Molecule: messenger RNA, 4783 nt
Organism: Magnolia sinica
Lineage: Eukaryota; Viridiplantae; Streptophyta; Magnoliopsida; Magnoliales; Magnoliaceae
Exons: 12
Coding region: 1-3402 (1133 amino acids)
Biological process (GO): negative regulation of DNA-templated transcription
Molecular function (GO): acyltransferase activity, transferring groups other than amino-acyl groups; transcription corepressor activity
Source: RefSeq, a predicted model, not a curated record
AUGGUUCCGGCUCUAAUCUCGGCUUCCACCUGUUCCCCAGCUCCGAUGAGCUGGGAGAAAUUCACGUAUGGGUAUGAGAUCAGAUAUCUAGAAAUGCUUGGGUUUGCAGAGUGGACGAUCAUGGAUAUCUACUUUUCGUCAUCGAUGGGGUUUCUCAUUCGGGCUGCCAUGGCCCGCUAUCGCCCUACGUAUGCUGAUAAUGACUCGCCGCUUUUCUGUCUCAGGGUAGCUAAGUCUGCCCUUCUCAAAGCCAUGUUCAAGUCAUAUGAAAAUUUGUCAAUGAAUGCCUGGGAGAGUCUCUCCCAAGUCAUCAGUACUGGUGUCGGUGUUGGCAUAGGUGUUGGUUCUGAUGCUGUGGUUCAGAAACUGGCGAAGCCAGUAACUCUUCUUCAUGGGUUGCCUGAGAAGUCAUGGCUACCCGGGAUCGAGUGGUCAUGGUUCGAAUUGAUGCCUAAGCAACUGUCCCCAGAAGAUCACACGUGGGCCGCGAGCGGUGGCAUUCCAAGUACCGCCGGCAGUAGUCAAACUACCGCCGACGAUAGUUGGACUACCGUUCGUCUACUGAGAGGAGCUUUUCAUUUUCAUGCUUUUGAGGAGAUGUGUGGUUAUACUAACCAAGACUUCCAAAACUUGGAUGGAGAAGUGAUAGAUGACUGCGAAGAAGAUGAAGGACAAGGAAUGCUUGAAGAUAGUGAAAAUGGAGACAACGAAAAAAAUUUUACAGUAACAAAGGGUUGUUGGCUACCCAUUGAUGAGAAUUCUUUUCCAAGACCCAAAUUCUCUCUGCAAGCAGUAACAGAUUAUAUUGAUCCCACAAAAAAGGCGCAGAAAACUGAAAUCACUCUUAAUGUGAAGCUGCAUCUUUUGGCCAUGGGUUGGAAGAUUGCAUUCAAAGCAUAUGGGAAACAACCUCGAUAUCGUUACACUUCACCUGAUGGAAGUCCGUUCUACUCUCUACAUAUGGUUUGCACAUAUUUGAAGGAAUAUGAAAGAAACAGUCAGAAUAGAAGUUUAUGCAGGGAGAAACAGACAUUGAAUGGAAUUGUUGAAGAAGAGCGAGUAGUUGGAAUUAGUAAUCACCUUCCAUCUGGCAUAAAAAAACGUAGAAGUUUAGGCAGAAGGAAACGGACAUCUUUUCAUGGAAUUGUUGAAGAAGAGCGAGUAGUUGGAAUUAGUAAUCACUCUCCAUCUGGACGAAAACGAGUCUCUUCACAUGGAGCAGCUGAAGAACGAAGCAUUGUAUGCUAUGAUCCUCAUCCUCUCAUGAAAAGGCAGUUAGAACGUUCUGAGGAUUUGACUAUCAAAUCAGCAUUCUGCCCUCAAGCAAUAAUAGAUUACUGUAUGACGUUUAAGAACAAAGACCUGAAUGUGGACAUGCAGCAAGUAAGAUUAAAUGCAAAGAAGCACCUUUCGUCCGCAGGAUGGAAGUUUUGGUAUGUAUACAGAACGACGAAGCAGGAGUUACGUUAUUGUUCACCCAAAGGGAAGAUCUUUUGUUCUCUUCUGACUGCUUGCAAGGCGUGGAUGGAAAAUGAAGGGAUUCUUUAUGAAUUCGAGGACCUUACAACCAGUAUGGAAAAAGAGAGUAAUCAAUCUACUGAAAUGUUAUGUCCUGAGUUCGGGGGAAGUUCUUUUGAACCUCUUUGUCAUCAGAAUGCUUCUGUAGUUGCAAACGAUAGACAAAAUGGAUUGGCAGUUGCUAUUUCUUGCCAGCAAAAGCUAAGACAUCCAUUAGAUUGCUCUGAUGGUUCUCAGAUUCUGGAAAAGGGGAAGGCGUCUCAAUCUCUUACCGAACAAGACAAUAAAUCAGAAUGCAGUUACUCGAAGCACCUGGUGCGACCACCACAGAAGAGACCACGAAGCAAGCACAACGCACGCCUGUGUUUGCUGAUAGAUAAGGGCAUGGUACUGCCAGGGCAGAAGGUGCGCUACAUGCAUAAGAAUGGCCAUACUGCAAUGGCGGAAGGGAAGAUAACUCGUGAGGGAAUUGAGUGUGACUGUUGCAGAAUGGUGUUUGCUCUUAGCAGGUUUGAGGCUCAUGCCAAGAGCGCUAAUCACCGACCUGCUGCCCACAUUUUCUUAGAAGACGGCAGAUCACUGUUAGAUUGCCAAAUGCAGAUAGGGCAUGACAAUAAGCUCUCAGGCAGGAAAAUGAAUAGCACCAGAUCACUUCUUGAAGGCGACAGCAUAUGCUCCAUCUGUCAUGACGGGGGUGAUUUGGUGUUAUGUGAUCACUGCCCAUCGUGUUUUCAUUUGAACUGUAUUGGUUUAAAGGAACUGCCUGAAGGAGAAUGGUUUUGUCCAUGUUGUCGAUGUGGCAUAUGUGGUCAGGGAGAAUUCAACAGUGAUGGUGAGCAGUAUAGUGAGAAAACUGUUAUCUAUUGUGAUCAAUGUGAGCGUGAAUAUCAUGUGGGGUGCUUGAGAGCAAGAGGAAUGAAAGAGCUAGAUACUUGUCCCAGAGGAAAUUGGUUUUGCAGUGAAAAAUGCUCAGAGGUAUAUGUUUGUCUCCACGAACUUCUUGGGAAGUCAAAUUCAACAUGUGUAGAAGGUGUAUCUUGGACAUUGUUGAGAUCAAGAGAAGGGAAUGGCAGCAAUCUUGAUAUGUCCGAUGUUGAGGCUAUGACUGGGAACAGCAGCAAGCUCUAUGCUGCACUUAAAGUAUUGCAUGAAUGUUUCACACCAGUCAUUGAACCCCUCACAAAGAGAGAUCUUCUCACAGAUGUGGUUUUCAAUAGAGGGUCGCAACUAAAUCGGCUGAAUUUUCAGGGUUUCUAUACUGUGCUUUUGGAGAAGGCUGAUGAACCGGUAGCUGUGGCUACAAUUCGGGUCUUUGGUGGAAAGGUUGCAGAAGUGCCGUUAAUUUGUACCCUUAAUCAAUAUCGCCGGCAGGGGAUGUGCCGCCUUGUCAUGAAUGAAUUGGAAAAGAUGCUCUCUUAUAUGGGGGUGGAGAGGCUGUUUUUGCCAGCAAUUCCUCAGACUCUAGAGACAUGGACUACUGCCUUUGGGUUCACCAAAAUGACAGGUUCUGAAAGAUUAGAAUUUUUGCAUCACGUGUUUCUUGAAUUUCAAGAGACUGUUAUGUGCCAGAAACUCUUGACGGUACCUGCCACAAUGAAAACAGUGGAAUCUGCAGGAAAUAAGGAUGAAAACCUAGAUGGGAACAACGGAAGAAAUGAAGACAUGGAUUGCGAUGAUAUCAUUUCUAAACUAAUCCAGAGCAUCAAUCCUUAUGAACCAGUGUCCAACAAUCAUAAAGAAGUUGGUACAGGUGAAGAGACGACUCCUGUGCAUUUCUCAUCAAGUGGUGAUCAUUGUUCAAGUUCCAAGGCCUUUAUUCAAGAAACUGAGCUAACCAAACAGAGCAAACGGGCGAAGCAAAUAUCUGUCGAUGCCCGUUCAUGAUAACGAUAUAUCAGCAACUAAGAUAUGAUCAAGCCAAUCACUUAUAGAGUAUGGGGUACAGAUUCUUUGAAGAUGAAAAACAUUGCCGUUUUUCAGAGGUUGUACAGAUUACAUUUAGAAGAUUCGAGCAGGCGUCAUUCAUGGAGCUUAAUCCAAGGUUCUAGUUACAAACAGACACGGUCCAUUUUAGACAGGACGCACACAUGCUUCAGAAGGAUCAAGAGACAUACAUAUGCAUGGGAUCGUAUCAUGAUUCAUUUUAGUUUCCAGCUUUUUCAUUAUUUCAUUCAAAUUCCAUUUUGUUUGAAAGGGAUGAUCACCUUCAAAUGGUCAUAAUUUUGGUUAAGCUAGAAGCAACAACGGGUUCCAACAUAUAAAGUUAUACCACAUCCAGGCCAUGCAAAAUGUGGGCCCUACCAGUGAGAUCACUAGAUGAUAGAAUACAGCCUGUUUGAUUAUUAGGAAGGCUGAAAAUGUCUAAUCACUGCCAGGAGGCCUGAUCACUAGCUCUAGCUAACCUGCAGAUGGUUGUAGGUGAUCUCUAGUCUGUUUUUUUUAUUUUAUUUUAUUUUUUUUAUUUUUUAUUUUAAAAACUGUGCAGAGAGGCCAAAUUGCAGAGUGCUAACGGAAAUUGUAAUUACUUGGGAUAUAGAAAAUUCAUUGCUUGCUGAGAGUUUAAGGUCAAAGUACUUUGAAUAUGAUUUUUGGAGAGAUAAGAGAAUGAUUGUUUUAGUUGUAUGAAAUAUACAAGGGCUCCAUGUGUGUUUAGGAACUGAAGUGUGCACUGCAUAAGCUGGGUUAGAUGCUUUCUAAGUUCAUAUUGAAAUUGCAAUUUAGAGUGGCGUUUGGAUGGUACACCAAAAUCGAAUUUUGGUGGAGUACAUCAGGGGGUGGCAGCUUCAUUUUGAGCAAGGCAUGGUUUAAAAACUCAUUUGACUCGAAACAUAGUCAUGUUGGGUUGACUCAGUGAGUUCCACUAGCUCAGCUUGAUUUCUGGUCGAGUUGAGUCACCAAGUUUUAGAACUAUGUAGCAUUUUUGAGAAAGUAGUAAGGUCACCCUAUAUGGUUUUGUGUAAUGAAGAAAUGCUGUUGCUCUCGAAAUAAUGGCAGCUAUUUUCAAUUUUCUAGUUAUGUCCAUUGAAAGGUCUUUUAAUUGAAUGGCCCUGAUCAUCUUACAGAGUUUAUGUGAUUCUAAUGAAUCCUUCAUGCCAUUGCCCAAAAACUGCAGUCGUUGGAUGACUCUACCAUUCUAAGAUUGUUCAACGAGCAUGAUUUCAGGCAUUAUUGAUAUUGUGGGUCACAAAACUUCAAUUGUAACGAGUUUUGAAUGGUGACUCAGUUCAACCGACUCGUAAAACUCAACUGGGUCAACUCACCCCAG